AUGCAAAAAGAAAAUAUAAUAGAAUUUUUACUAACCAGUGGUUUUAAUGCUUUAACAUACGAACAAAAAAAUCAAAUUAAACUUAAUCGCCCAACUCCUCAUUUAUUAUUAACAUGUCAAGACGGUAAAGGUAUUAAAACAUUUCAAAAGAAUUGGUAUAAUAAAUUUCCAUGGCUUACUGGUUGUGAUAAACGAAAUAAAGUGUUUUGUUUUACUUGUGUAAUAUUUGGAGGGGAAAAGGAAUGGAGUGUUAAUGGAUUGUCAUCAAUAAAAAUUUUUUUAAGGAAAUCAGAAAAACACGCCAUUUCUCAAAAUGAUUUAACUAAUCAAGAAAAAUGUCAUCUAUUGGGUAAAGUCCGAAUUGAACACGUGGUUUCAGAAGGUCGACGACUUGCUGCUGUAAAACAUAACGAACAGGUCGGUAUAAAUAGACGUUUAAUAGCACGUAUGAUACAUAUUGUUUGUUUUUUGGGCAAACAAGAACUUGCUUUUCGUGGCCACCGGGAAAAUAAUAAAUCUUUAAAUAAGGGGAAUUAUCUUGAAUUACUCGAGCUACUGGCUCAAGAAGAGCAGUUGCUUAAAGAGCACUUAUUGUCAUCGGCAAUAUUUAAAGGGACAUCUAAGAUGAUACAAAAUAAUUUGAUUGAAUGCGUUACUUCCGUUUUGAAUUCAAAAAUUUUUAAUGAAAUACAAAGAGUUAAUUACGUAUCUAUUCAAGCACAUGAAACGACUGAUGUAUCGUGCCGAUCCCAAAUGAGCAUAAUUUUUCGGUAUGUUGUAGAACAAAAAAUUGUAGAACGAUUUAUUGGUUUUUUUGACGUUUCAAAGAAUAAAACAGCCUCUGGAUUAGCAGAUAUAAUUUUAUCUGAAAAUUAA
Molecule: messenger RNA, 876 nt
Organism: Sipha flava (yellow sugarcane aphid)
Lineage: Eukaryota; Metazoa; Arthropoda; Insecta; Hemiptera; Aphididae
Product: zinc finger MYM-type protein 1-like
Exons: 1
Coding region: 1-876 (291 amino acids)
Source: RefSeq, a predicted model, not a curated record